Messenger RNA from Manihot esculenta (cassava), 3393 nucleotides. RefSeq lists its product as uncharacterized. Bases 2631 to 3131 code for a protein of 166 amino acids. The transcript is spliced from 4 exons. NCBI's taxonomy places the organism in Eukaryota, Viridiplantae, Streptophyta, Magnoliopsida, Malpighiales, Euphorbiaceae. The record is from RefSeq and is a predicted model, not a curated record.
AACAACGUAGGGAUAAUUUUGGAGAGCAAUUUGAGAUUUGCCGAAUAGAAUUUAGAGAUUUUUUCUGUCCCCCAAAAACGACACCUGCUUCACCGCCACUCCGUCUCAUCUCCUCUCCCUAAACGCCUCUCCAUCUCCCUUGACCACCGAGACACGCACACACAUCACCACAGAACCAGACCUCACCUUCGAUACUCACUCAAACGAGCCAAAAAUUUCCCCUCCAACCAUCGAGACACACUUGGACAGGACCCAGCAGAAUCAAACUCCUAUCUGUCGCCUUCCUUCCAAUCCAGUUCGCUCAUUGCCUCUUGCUUUCCACCAGGCCUCCCACCGAACCCAAAUCCCAAACCGCACCAUCUGUUCCCUCGAUUUCGUGUCUCAACAGCCGGUGGCCACCAGCGAUCGGAGCAGACAGCGAGCAGUACCAGCUGAACCCGAGUUCACGCCAGCUCCUUCAUCGCACCACACCACUCCAAGCUUCAGCAUCGCUCUUCACACUUGUGCAUCCUUGCCUCGUGGACCCAGCUCUUUCUUCUUCUCAGCCUUGAAACUCUGAUUCGGUGUGGGUAUAAGCCAAUCCUUUGCAUUCGUAAAUCAAUUUCUUCAAAAUCUGAGUCUAUCAGUUUGUUGUUUUUUAGUUUUCGUGUUUGUAGUCCUCUUAAACGAUUAUUAGUGUAUCCUUGCAACAUAUCAGUUUCAUGUCCUUUGAUGUUUUCUGUGGAUGAGUUUACUGUGCAGUGGUGCUAUGGAUACAUGUUUAAUCUCGGCUAAAAUAUUUUGUGGUACUGUGUUGUUUUAAACGUGUUAGAUAUGUCCUGAACAGCAAUGGUCUUGCUUCCUCUGUUCAGAGCAGAAAUGAGACUGCAUGCUGUUGGGAGGUUGAAAGAAUGCUUGUGGUUCUGGGUAUAUGGAAACGCGUUAAUUUCACUGUUUGACAGUAGUUUUCAAUCUGUGUAUUUAUUUCCUUAUUUUCAUUUAUUUAUCUACCUCAUUUGUGUUCCCUGAUUGUACAAAAUGUAGAACAGUGUUAUUUUGCUAUUAGGGUAUUUAAGAUUAUAGCAAAAAAAAAAAAAUUGUGUUUAUGCUUUGAUCUAGGUAGUGUCAUUACCUUUUAUAAAAAUUAAUUACUUUGUUAAAGCAUUUAUUUCUCUGACUUAAUAUCAGCAUGUCCUUUUAUUUUCUAUUUGAGUGAAUUUUUAAAUAUGUAAUAAUUAUUAUGUGAAAAUGAAUAAAAUGAAGGGUGUGGGAUUAACACGGUGUGGAGAUGAGGAAGGAGAUGUUUAUGAAUUGUGCAGGCUAGGAUGGCACUUUUGCGGGUUGAGUUUUGUUAAAAAUGGGACUGAAAUACAAGGAAGGUUCUGCCAAAUUUUCAGCAAAUUCAUGAGUAAUAGUAGUCUUUUUUUUUUAAUAAUUAAAUUAAAUUAAUGAGUUAUGGUUGGUUUUUAAAUUGAGCUGAUGAUGAGACUUUGGUUGAUUGAGUGAGGCUCUACUGAUGAGUUGGACUCUCUAGGCUACAGUUAACAUGUAUCUUUCAAUUAGGGUGUAAUCGGGAGGUAUUAAAUUGGAACUCAUAGUAAUUUAAUUACCCCUGAUAAUUAUGUUGUUUGCUUUAUUUAUUUUUUUUAUAUUGCAGCUUUUUAGUAAAUAAUGAAUAUGUGCAUAAUCAAAUGGGUUUAUUUAAUCUUACAAUAAUUAAAUUAAUAUGGGUUGUAAUAGUCUAUUGAUUUGGUUCCUGGGUAGGGGCCCUACUGGCAAACUAAAUAGUCUAUGUGAUGAUUAAUAUAUAUCUUUCAAUUAGGGGCCUAAAUGAAAUGAAUGAGAAUUGUAUCCCAUAAUAAUUUAAUCCCGCUAAUUAUCAUGGCUUAGUUUAUUUUUAACCUGUUAAUAAAUAAUGAACUGAAUUAUGAAACACAUGUAGACCUUUUUACAUUUCUUUUCUUUAAAUAAUAAAAAUUGAAUUAAUAUGAGUUUGGGCUAAUUGUUAAUUUAGCCGAUGAUGGAACCUUUACUUGAUAUGUAGAGGGCUCUACUAACAAGUCAAACACUUCCGGCAAUAAUUAGCACAUUCAUUUUCAGUUGGGCUUGGGGGUUCAAUGAAAAUGAUUAAAUACUUAAAAGUCAUAUGAAUUCACCUAAUAAAAAUAGUGGGAUUUUAGGGCAAAACUAUGAGUGUUUGGUCUAGUAGCAUGAUUGGUCUCUAUGUUUUCAAUCUUUUUAUCAAUCUGAGUUUUUGUAAUAAAAAUUUGAGUUUUUGUGAAACUGAAUUGUUGUAGGUAAAUAGUGUUAUCUUAUUAACUCUUUAAGGUAAGCUAGUUUUAAAUAAUUCUUGCGCACCUGUUCUGGAUAUGUGAUCCCAGAGUUUCAGAUUCCCUUGCUUCCCUUUGAUUGUAUGGGCUUUUUGUAAGCGAUUUUAAUGCCCUGAAACCAUAAAUUGUGCUGUAUUUUGUUUCAAAUAGUUGUUAAUUAGGGUUUCCUGAGGUAUGUCAAUGAUGUUAUUUGGUAUGUCAAUGAUGUUAUUCGAUAUGUAUUUUGUUUCAAAUAGUUAUGCUGCAUGACUUCGGGUUUACUAGAUUUCUUACCUGUUUAAAUGAUAGAUUCAGGUGUGGUUUCUUAUAAGCAUCCAAAAGAUGGAUGAGAGUAUGAAGCAAUUUCAGCAAAGCUUGGUUGAGCUUGAAACCGAGGCUGAGCUCCUCCUUUUAGCCCGGCAUCAGGUGAUUGAAAAUGAUAAAACUAGAAAUGGGAACAGGGAAGCACUUACAGCGCUGCGGAAGAGAGCUCGGACAACAAAAACUAGUGUUCCUUCACCCUAUGAAUCAAUCAUGAAGGAUAUUGGGAGGUCUGCAUCAAAACCUUUGGUGAAGGAGGUAUGUGCAACAUGCGGCAACCAUGACUCAGAUGAGCGCACAUGGAUGAUGUUCCAAGGAACUGAUGUCUUUGCUAGUAUGCCAUUUCAUGCCGCUCAUAGCAUAUUGGAGAGAGAUCAAGAACGACUUGACUAUGAGGCUAAAAAAUUACAAAGCUAUGUAAAGGAGAAGUCUUUUAUUAUUUCAGAAAAAGGUGCUCUAGCUGACAAGAUUAGUCCUGGAGUGCUUAGAUCUCUGAUAACCUUAACAGAUAAACCUAAAUGAUGGUAUCUGCUGAAGACUCAAUAUAGGGGUGCAUCUGAAAUUAACAGAAAAUACAUUGAAUUUUACACCGCUACCAUGACUUGUAAAGAGUAAAUAGGGGACACUCUUUACCCUGCUUAAUACCAACUAUAUUCAUAAGCAAUCAUUGUACAUCUAUAGCUGGGGCAAAAAUGUUUCGCGAAGAUUCACAAACUGAUUGUGUAUUUUUGUUGGAGAUGCUAAGACCUGCAUAGCACUUUUAAUUUUAGUGCUGCAUUGCUCA